UUUAUCGUCUGUAUCUGUGUUUGUGCGUGCGUGCGGUUCGACGGUAGGCAAACGAACGACCGGAGGACUCGAGUUUACCGACACAAUUAAAAUAAAAUUAAUUCCUAGAAUAAUAAAUAUUAUACAGUUCCCGACUGCGAAAAAUGCACCUAGCAUUGAUUUUUGUUUCAUAAUAUUGCCCAAAGCCUGACGUCCUGUAAACAGGAAAAAUGAGUAAUUGGGCUAGAAGGAUGCAUCGACGAGCUGCUACAUUGAGCAAUGUGGUUACGUCUUGUGGGCAUCCCAACACUUUGCCAUAUCCGAGGAGACUAGAGAAAGUCAAGUUCGGUGUUCCGCUACAUGAAGUUUGCAAGGAUGAUAUCCCCGGACCCUUGCUUGUGCUGAUACUGAAGCUGAACAAAGAAGCCCCGCUGCGUCGGGACGUGUUUCGCGCACCUGGUCACCAGGGUGCCAUGAAGAAGCUUAUACAUUUCCUUCAAACAGGUCGUUUGGUCAAUGUGGAUAAUUAUUCAGUAUAUACUAUUGCCAGUGUGCUCAAGAAAUUCCUCAGAAAAAUCCCGGGUGGCGUGUUUGGACGAGAUGGAGAGAUGCAUCUGUUUACAGCUGUGGAGCUACCAGAGGAGCAGCAAGUUGAUGAGAUACGCAGACUGCUCCUAUCGUUGCCGGUGUGCACGCAGAGACUGUUGGUGCUGCUCUUCGGCACGUUUCGGGUGAUGGCAUCCAACGCUGAUAAAGCAGGUACAGGUAUGACAUCCGAAGCCUUGGGCGUGUCGGUGGCCCCAUCAUUUUUCCACUCUUGCGUGUCGGACGGCAAAACAGCCACAAUGGAGGACGUUCAGAGAUUCAAGGUGGCAACAAGAAUCAUGCGUCAGCUGAUCGAGCAGUUCAGUGCGGGCGAUCUGUUCGGCCGGGAUAACUACGAGUACUACGCCCGGGUAACCGGCCGCAUUCUCCGGGUGAAGGACGAGUGGAUAUGUUCCUUUAGAGACCCACCGCCGCCCCGGCAUCAUCGCGACCAGGAAGCUUAUGCUAGACAAUUGUCUUUGGAGGCUGAAAAGACAUGGCUGCAAUGCGAAUGCGAUCGCUGGGGCAACAAAUUUAAUUUAGAAGAGUGGUCAGUUGAUUGCAUCGCAGGGUUGUCGAAAUCCGAAGAGUGCCAGUCGAUGCCGGCGCUGGCGGGAGGUGGGGGUGCGGGUGCGGCGGGCGGAGUCCUCGGUAUCAUCCCUGAGCAUAGCCUGCUUGAUUCUUGCACACGACUCUCCAUAUCUCUCGAAGAAAGCGUCUUCAAAGUAUCAGUGAGUUCGUCAUCUCAAUCAUCGCGCAGCAACUCGAGCCCUCACAUGACCCUCGAGGAGUUACGAGCCAUCAACAAAUACGCAGAGAGCACCAAAAGUCUCUCUUACCUACCCCAGGUGCACGAGCGGCAGCGGGCGCGCAUGCGCACCCGCUCGGAGUGGUUCCUGCAGCCCGCCGCCUCGCUGGACGCGGCCCGCGCGCGCGCCGGUACGCAGUCCGCCCCGCCGGGGCCCCAGCCCGCGGGCCCCGCCCUCGCGCCGGGCCCCGCGCCUGCGUGUCGCCACGCGCCCUGCGGGGAGGCUCGCUCGGAGAGCACGGCUCUCUACGUGCUUGUCGCCUGCCUAGAAUUUUUAUUUUGAACCUCGCGCACCGGUACUGUGAAACUGUGUUCGUUCGCUUCGGUGCGGAGAGGACUAACCUGCCGCGGAGGCUUUGCUCGGGCUCGAUGUCACUGUAGCGUCGCUAGUUGUCUGUCGCAUUUCGAUUCGCGGCAUCAGGCUGUACAUAUAUUAUGGAUGUGGUCGGUAAAUGUUAAAGAAAUGCUCGUUAAACGUCUGAUCGUAGACUUAUUGAAGUUGGCUAUGUCAUUUGAGAUGCUAAAAAUGACGGAGAUGAUGUAGGAUAGCUAGCAACGUUGGCGCAGGUGCGGGAGUGGCACCGACGGAAGCAAAGCCUCCGGCUUGUACUGACAGGGCGCUAGAUCGCUUUGUGCGGGCUUACGCUUUGGGCGCAUCGCAUGUGUCACCGCACUGAUGUCGUACAUUGUCGCACGUCAUCACUGCAUCGCAUGAUCUGCUCUAUGUGCUCUGUACCCUUCUUAUUGUCUCUUCUUACUACACAUCAUACAGAUAUUUAUGGUCACAUACACGUUAUGUCCAGACAACAGUAGAUACAGCUUCAAUUGUACAUAGUCUUGUAUUGUAUUACAUUUAUCUUGUACAUGUAUUAUAUAUUAUAAAUAGUCGUGCUGUUUGUUAUGGAGAACCUUGAUGUUUAAAACGGUAGUUGUAAUAAUAAAAGACGAAUAUAGAUGGUUCAGGCAGCUUUGCCAGCAGAUGGUGCAUCAUCGAGAAUGUCAUUAAGCGCAUGUGUAUAGCCUAUGUAUGUUUGUGACGAUCACCCACGAACCAUACGUACGUAUUUGAUUGCCACAGAGAACAAUGCCAAGUUUGUCACACGUCCAUCGUACAUUAUAUAUACCAUGCAGUGAAUGCAGUACUGUGAUACAUUUACUUUAUGUUGUGAUGUGCAAAUACCAUAGUCACUUGUCAACGCUUCUUAUACAACAAGAAAGCAACGUCUAUUUAUAAUUAUUAUUGUUAUUAUAACAUACAUGGGGUGUUUAAUGGUUUUUUGUUUUAGUAUUUGAGUAAUAUUUUUCAUAAAAAAUUGUCGAAAUAAGUCUUUGCUUUCUAUUAAAUUGUGUUUUCAAAUUUUGAUACUUAUUUUGGUUUUGGACACAAUUUUCUUUCAUUACAUGUAUAAGACAAAAUUUGGAAACAUUUUAACAGUUUUUUUUUCAUUUGCUAUUUGUAUUAGAAUUAGAAACUUUAAUGUUUUAAAGACAUGCGUGCUUCCGUUGUCUAUGAACGCUCUCUGGCUCACGACGCGAAAAGUCGGUUAUACAAAGUGUAAGAGAUUACAACACGGAUCUUGCUGGUACCGAUACUGAAACUUUAACACUUU
This is a messenger RNA of Spodoptera exigua (beet armyworm), 2982 nucleotides long. Lineage: Eukaryota; Metazoa; Arthropoda; Insecta; Lepidoptera; Noctuidae. The record is from the annotation of a GenBank genome assembly.